This is a messenger RNA of Propithecus coquereli (Coquerel's sifaka), 3550 nucleotides long. RefSeq names its product neuronal differentiation 4 (gene NEUROD4). Gene Ontology annotation, molecular function: protein dimerization activity. The record is from RefSeq and is a predicted model, not a curated record. Bases 2 to 997 code for a protein of 331 amino acids. The transcript has a single exon. Gene Ontology annotation, biological process: nervous system development; regulation of DNA-templated transcription. NCBI's taxonomy places the organism in Eukaryota, Metazoa, Chordata, Mammalia, Primates, Indriidae.
AAUGGCAAAAACUUAUGUGAAAUCCAAGGACAUGGUGGAGCUGGUCAACACACCAUCCUGGAUGGACGAAGGUCUGGGCUCUCAAAAUGAGAUGAAGGAGGAGGAGAGAAGACCAGAUGCUUAUGGGAUGCUUGGCAGCUUAACUGAAGAGCAUGACAGUAUUGAAGAGGAAGAAGAGGAGGAAGAAGAUGGGGAUAAACCUAAGAGAAGGGGUCCCAAGAAGAAGAAGAUGACCAAAGCACGCCUUGAGAGAUUCAGGGCUCGAAGAGUCAAGGCCAAUGCUAGAGAACGGACCCGGAUGCAUGGCCUGAAUGAUGCCCUGGAUAACCUGAGGAGAGUCAUGCCAUGCUACUCUAAAACUCAAAAACUUUCCAAGAUAGAGACUCUUAGACUGGCCAGGAACUAUAUUUGGGCUUUAUCUGAAGUUCUAGAGACUGGCCAGACACCUGACGGGAAGGGCUUUGUGGAGAUGCUCUGUAAAGGGCUCUCUCAGCCUACAAGCAACCUGGUGGCUGGAUGCCUCCAACUGGGCCCUCAGUCUGUCCUCCUGGAGAAGCAUGAGGAGAAAUCUCCUAUUUGUGAUUCUGCCAUCUCUGUUCACAACUUCAACUAUCAGUCUCCAGGCCUCCCCAGCCCUCCUUAUGGCCAUAUGGAAACACAUCUUCUUCAUCUCAAGCCUCAAGUAUUCAAGAGUUUGGGAGAACCAUCCUUUGGGAGCCAUCCGCCUGACUGCGGUACACCUCCUUAUGAGGGCCCACUCACUCCACCCUUGAGCAUCAGUGGGAACUUCUCCUUGAAGCAAGAUGGCUCUCCUGACCUAGAAAAAUCCUACAGCUUCAUGCCACAUUACCCUUCUGCAAGUCUAAGCUCAGGGCAUGUGCAUUCAACUCCCUUUCAGGCUGGAACCCCCCGCUAUGAUGUUCCCAUAGACAUGUCCUAUGAUUCCUACCCCCACCAUGGUAUUGGGACCCAACUCAGUACAGUCUUCACUGAGUAGGGCAGUAAGAUCAUCAUUUCAGAGAAUGAUGUGGAGACAUUUCCCAUAAUUCAAGUAGUUGAGCUGAAGGUUCAAUGACCUUAAAGGAACCCUGUGGAUAUACAUCAAACACGAUCGGCCUAGUCCAUUUAGGCCCUCCUUCACCUAUCACCCUCCUUUCUCACCAACUUCUCACAUUGUAUUGAUUGUUUUAGAGGGUCCUCAGGUGAAACUGUAUGAUGACUUCCAACCCUGUGGAAAUAGAAAAGAAGACCUGGGCCCUAUGCCAGUGGUGCCAAAAACUCAUUGAAUAAUCUAUGCCAAUGAAUUUUCCAUUUCUGGUCUUUGCUUGUUUGCUGGUAAUAUAAGGCAUGAGGCAGCUGUUCGGAGUCUAGAUGAUUUCUGAAGUCCUUUGCAGUUCUAAAAUUCUAUAACUUUGGUGAUCACUCAUAAAUUUCUUGAAACUGAAAGAAUUGAGCAAUAAUAGGAAUGGACACCAUGCACGGAACGAUCAAAUGGAAUUGCCAAAGGGAGCACAAAGUAUACGUCUCUCGCCUCACAGAAUGUAAAGUUUCUUUGGACUUAACAAUAGUACUUCUUUGCAUCUAUUUAUGAGCUGCUUCCAGAAGCUAAAAUUCUAACGUGGCUGUCACUGCGAAUAACAAAGCCUACUCUUUAAGAGAUUGACUCUAUUUCUCACUGGACUGAGAGUUGAACAUAUCUUCCUUAGUGAUUUGAGAACCAUAAUAGAGGCAAGGCCUCAUGCCAACUUUAUUGCUGAUAAUAUUUCAAAUCACUUUUCUCGGUACUAGAAACAGGGCAAGCAAGUCACAGAUGCUCAGACUCCUAUGAUUAAUGGGACAUAGAGAGAUCAUCUAGACCAUUUCAUGGCCUCCAUAACCAGAUUCUGGAAAUUCAGAUGAAGCUCAGGUGCUGCUAUUGGAACCAGCACACAACCCAGGUUUAUAGUAAAGAGCAAUAAAAUAGCUAUUGUCUAUACUAACUACCAUAAUUCAAAAACUCUUUCCAGUUCACACUUGCCAAUAGAAAAACCACUGGAUCUUUUUUAGCAAGAUGAAUUUCAUUUGGUUAAAGUAAAUGUGAUUAAAACCACUGAUCUCUCUCCACACCAAUAUAUUUUCUAGAAGCACAAGCACCAAUUUAUUGACCAAGCUUGAAUUUUUCCAACAUAUAUGCAAUUAUAUCUCCUCCAUUUAUUACCUCUUUCUCACGUCUAAAAUAUAAUAUGCUAUUACAUAUUGUACAUAACAUUUCAAAUAACCAGAUUUAGGAAUGCAGAAAUAAAAUCCAAAGUCAGUGAACACUUUUACCAACGAUGUCUUCAUCACAGAUUUAACCCAAUCUGCAGAAUGUUUAUUUUUCUCCAUAUAACUCCUCUUUCUUUUAUAGCAACACUAACUUUGUCAAAUUUAUCUUUUUUUUCAGAAAAAUGAGAUCUGAGAAAUUUUAUUAUCCUCUUCAAUCUGCAAAGACAAUUAUUUUAGUCAAACCAGAGCCUACAUGGUAGUGGAUCAUGUUCUGUUCCUGCCAGACAGAAUAAGUUUAGUAUGCAGAGUAGCAAUAGGGCCAAUGAGUAUAAUUAAUAAGUCAGAUUAGUAUAUCAUUUCCUACAGCUCAGCUAUCUCCUAAAAUCUGCCUAACUAUAUGUAUAUCUUGUCUUUUUAUUCCUCUUAUUUAUUAUCUCCUUAUAGUCUAAGUUAUUUUCUUCCCAUUUUGCUUGCAGCACUUACCCUGCUGUAUUUUGCACCCUUGGUUUGUCAAUCCCCUUGAAAGUAGCCUUGCAGAGAGAUCUUAAACCCACUAGUCACCAAAGUGGUUCCCCUCAUUGCAAUCUGCUCCAGAGGGAAUAGGCAAGAAAAAUGACUUAAAUGCCAUCCUAAGUGCUUUCUGGGUAUAUACUGGCACUUACCUUCAUGAAGGGUUGUGGGAGGAUCCAUCCUUGAAGUUAGAAUUUUCUGGCAUUUAAGUUUGGAGAUAAUGAAUGUUGUAUGAGUUAUUUAUUAGAUAUUAUUUAUUUAAUUUAUUUCUCCCUUCCUUUCAUGCAAAUUCUUUGGCCCCAUAGAUGUGUUUGCAAACCUUCCCUAAAGCUUCAUUUGGAAAGUAGUUCAUAAUUUUGCUAGGAAGUCCUGAGUUUUGGAGUGAGAGGAAAAGAGGAAGUUAGUAAAGAAUGAUGUGUAAUCAUUUUAUAAAAAGCAGCAAUAAUUUGAAUGGCUAUGCAAGUUAAUGUUUUUAGAUUUUUUUUCCUUCCAUCUAAAAUGAGCCAGAGUUGGUUUUUGGGAAUCUGUUGUUUAUGUCUUUGGAGAGUAUAGCGCCCAUGAAUCAGGCCUCCCUGGGAUUGUGUAGAGGGAUUUUAUAAUUGAAUUAAAAUUUAGGAAUGCAAUAUGCUUGGAAAGAGCCUGCUCUCCAACCCAGGGUAAUCUCCUCAUUCUUCUGAAGACUUUUUUUUUUUUAGAUAAAGCAAAGCAAUUGUUUAAAUCUUUUGUUUAAAAAAAAAUGACUGUUUUUCCUCCCUUUUUUUUUUUUUUAGCAGAAAUAAAGCUGUGAGUCUUAUUA